CGGCUGCUCCGGUGAGCGGCGUUGGCGCCUCCCCUCGGCCUCCUCCCGCCACGCGCGGCCGGCGGGACCCUGCGAGCUGAGGUAGCGGCGGAGGGAGCGCGGCGGAGGCGGACGGGCCGCGCCCUGCCCCGCGUUGCAUCAUCUUUGUGCAUCAAUGAAAAGUCCAGGUAUGGCUUUGUUCAAGCAACAGAAGGUGGAAGACAUUUAUGAAAUCGGGGAAGAGCUGGGAAGUGGCCAGUUUGCCAUAGUGAAGAAAUGUCGAGACAAGAGCACGGGGCUGGAGUACGCUGCUAAGUUCAUUAAGAAACGCCAGAGCCGGGCCAGCCGCCGUGGAGUGAGGCGUGAGGAAAUUGAGCGAGAGGUCUCCAUCCUGCAGCAGAUCCUGCAUGCCAACAUCAUCAAGUUGCAUGACAUCUAUGAGAACAAGACGGAUGUGGUCCUCAUCCUUGAGCUGGUUUCUGGAGGAGAACUUUUUGACUUCCUGGCACAGAAGGAAUCUUUGAGUGAAGAGGAAGCAACGAGAUUCAUCAAACAGAUUUUAGAUGGUGUGAAUUACCUUCACUCUAAGAAAAUUGCUCACUUCGAUUUAAAGCCUGAAAACAUUAUGCUUCUAGACAAGAAUAUCCCUAUUCCGCACAUCAAACUCAUUGACUUCGGCCUGGCUCACAAAAUAGAAGAUGGUGUUGAAUUUAAGAACAUUUUUGGAACUCCAGAAUUUGUGGCUCCAGAAAUAGUGAACUAUGAACCACUGGGACUGGCUGCAGAUAUGUGGAGCAUAGGAGUCAUCACCUACAUACUCCUCAGUGGUGCUUCGCCUUUCCUUGGAGAAACUAAACAAGAAACACUUGCCAACAUCACAGCUGUGAAUUAUGAAUUUGAUGAAGAAUUUUUCAGCAACACCAGCGACUUGGCAAAAGAUUUUAUUCAGAAACUCCUGGUGAAAGAUACACGGAAACGACUUACAAUUCAGGAAGCUCUGUCUCAUCCGUGGAUAACGCUGAAAGAAGAAACAAAAGUCCAAGAAAAUAAGAAGGUUGAGAACACGCAGCUGAAGACAAAACGCCUGAGGGAGUACACCAUAAAGUGCCAUUCGAGUAUGCCUCCCAAUAACACCUACAUCAACUUCGAGCGCUUUGCCCGGGUAGUAGAAGACAUUUCACUUACAGAACGGGGGUUCAGCACUUUGGCUGCAUCCCAUGAUUCCUUACAGGAGGACAUUGAUGCUCUGGUUUCCAUUUAUAGUGAGAAAGAAGCUUGGUAUAAAGAGGAGAAUGAAAGCGUGAGGCACAAGCUGUCUCAGCUGAAGUAUGAAUACCGUAAAAUUGAAUCCCUGAAAAGGCACCUACAAGAUGAUAUCAAGACUGUAGGCACUAGUCUUACAGGCAUAACCGGGAAGUACACUGAUCUGCAGAGUCAGUAUGAAUCUCUCAGUCAAGAACUUUCUGAGGAGCUCAAGUGGAUACAGGAUUUAAUGAGUAAUUUUCAACUGGAAAAUGAAGCCUGUGUGAAUGGAAACUUUGACUCUGUUUUCAACAAAGAUAUCAAUGAAUCUCUAAGGGAGCUGUUAAAUAGAUCUCGCUGUGAGGAAUUUCUUGCAGGCUUGAAUCUUGAGGUAGCAGCAUCACAUCAGUGAUACUGUAGAUCAGUCUAGGUGCAGAGUUUGCUGCCUCUUUCAAAGUACAGCAGCUUAAAAAGUUUUCAGUGCAUAGAUUUUACACAAAAAACCAUGACCUAGAUCUGAAACAGAAAAUCUCAUGUAUUGCACGAGGUGCUGACCAAAAGCUUGCAGUGUUCUGUAGUACUGAAGUAUUUUUCCUAUGUUCAGUGUCUGAACUUAUGGGAACUAUAUCAUCACAGUGUUAUGGACACAUCUAACCCUACAGCCUCUUGCAUUGCCUGCAUUAUACUUCAUCAUGUAUGACAGUUCUUGAAGAUUAUUGAGUAAUUAACAUGAAAUAAAGAGUAGGUCGGUCGAUACUUACUAGAAGCUGGAUGCAUGGAAACUGAUAAAAAUCUCCUGUAGCUUCCUUGUUUGUACGAAGGAAUGGUCCUGCAGACCUGCUGCGGGCAAUUCUACAAACCAUAUGAGAGAAAUAUUUGCAAAGGUUAAAUCUGUCCCGUACACCAGAGUCAGCAGUGUAGUAACUGAACAUUUAGCUAGCGCUGUGGAAAUGCUCUGUGAAAUGGCUGCUGAUGAAGAAAAGUUAAGUUGUUUUUUUUAGGCCAGUUAUGCAGGGUGAAACCUUUUUAUCAUCAAAGAUGUUGUUGAUUAAUCCUUUAGUUUAAAAUCCAGCUGACUUUCCUGUUCUGUACCAAAGAAAUCCUAUUCAUGUGACGCAACCGGGGACUUGCGAUGAACUGAUCAAAUAACUGUGUGUGUAAUUUCACAGUGCAAAUCUUAAGUUGAGAGUGAUAAGUGAUAACACAAGUACUGGUUUGCUUUCUACAGUAAAGGUGAUGACAAAGGUACAACUGAUGUCAUCUGUGGUGUGGGAUUUAAGGCCAGUGUUCUUGCUAUGAAAAUACCUUUUUUUUUCCUUAAGGUUUAGAAAGUAAAAAACCCAAAUUGUCCCAAACUUGAGUCAUGCCCGAUUGCCUUGUGUUUCAAAGAAGUCCUUUGAUUAUACUGUAUUGAUACGCACAGAUGUAUCCAUCUCAGUUUUGGACACAAUAAAUAGUCACUUAUGCAGGAUGUACUUGUUCCCUGAUGGUGUAGCUAGUGACUGAAGAAGAGGUGUCAAGUUUCUGUGUACUGAAAAGAGUUACCAGCUUUGUUUCUGUGGCUAGUUUACAGCUAGCCCCUGUGCUUAGCUGUAUGAGUUCACUGCAAGGUAACAAGGUUUAUGCAGCUAGAAGAACUGGUGAGAUCGUAGCCAGGCAUCACUGCUCAAGUCCAUCUAGAGUGGAUCUUUAUAUGCAUAUUAGAAUAUCUUUCACUGCCCAUCCUCAUUCCUCCUUUUCUAGAGAACCUAAUAAAUUAAAUGGAACUGUUGUUGUUCAGAAUAUUACUAAGAAUAAUGUUUAUUACUUUGAUAAAAGUAUACUCUCAUCCAGUUGGUUUAGAGCAUAGUGGUCCACUCACUGCCAUGUCCUCAUAAAGAUGUGCAGAGGCUGGUGAAAAUGCAGAGCUCUGAAAACACUUAAUUAUAGGGGUAUUGUAACUCCUGUCAUUGUACUCAGUGGAGGAUGGAAACUGGAUGUGCUCUCUGUGGCAUCUUUCUUUGCACAAGAUGAAAAUUUUCCUAAAGCUUCCAAGUGGUGCAGAUAGUCAGGAAAUGUCCCUAGCAAGGUGGUGGUGGUGAUGGUUGGUGGGAAGUGGGGUCCACUGUGACAAAUAGUACUGGGAAUUUUACGUAUGCCCAUUUUUUAUUCUUUCAGAACACUUCAGUCAUCACUACUAUAGUGUUCCUUUGAGCUGGAAGGCCCACAGGAUACUGUGCAGGAGAACUGGAACACAGGACUCCUUAUCCCUGUUUUAUAAGGGAGAGAGUUCUAAUUCUUAAAAGUAACUUAAAACUUAGUGAGAGUUCAUAUCUGCAGCAGAGAUCCUCAGGAAAGAAAGUCUGCCUUCCCUCAACUAUGAUCUCAUAUUCUCUGUUCGUCUUGAUAUUCUUUAUGAACAAAUGUGUUGGCACAAUGAGAAGGAACAUUAAAUGAGGCCACUCUGUUCCUGAGCAUGUUUAGGUGAGGUUAUUGUUGUGACUCAGUCCUUGAGGCUAAUGCUCUGUGAGCUGAAGGAGGUCACUGACAUCCUGCUUUUGAGAAGAUAUUCUGAUGAUGGGGAAAACAACAGGGUCACUGGUUUGCAGGCCACUUAGAAAUUGAGAGGCUGUUAUUAAGAGUCUGCAGUAGCUCACUGUAAAGUGGGCUACUUUUGAUGCAGCGAUUUUGCUGCUGAAAGGGCACUCAGAAAUUGUUCAUUGUGAUUGUACAGCUGACAUUUAGCAAAUGACAUUUUUUCCACUUCAAAUUGAUUUCUGCUCGGUGUUUUGUUGCACCAUGCUAGCCAUUUGCAGCAUGAGGAAAUUACAUUUAAUGCUUGAAUGUCCCAGUUCUGUUGUGUGCAAGCGGUGUAUACCUCUACAUCAGAAGGAGGCAUAAUGGAUAGCGUGGCUCCUGGAAUUUCUGCAGGGAUGUCUGCACAAAUGCUGUACCUGGAAAGUGAAUGUGUUGUCUCAUGAACAUUAUCAAUUAUUUUGCUGAAAAAAAUGUUUAAAUCCUUACUGCUGUGAUUUCCCUUCUCCUUUGGUGCUCUUGCUUCUGCAGGUGUCUGGCUUGAUUGCAUUCCAGUCCAGUUCAGUAUAAAUAUUUCUGGUUUAUCCACCGCCUACAUAUGCAGAUCAGAACUGCGGGAAUGGUUGCCACUCCAUAAGCUCCAUGGUCUUUGAAGGGUUGAUUUCUGGCCUUUCUCUUUUGCCUUUUACCAGGUCUGGUUUUGAACUUUUUUCCCCUCAAUCUGUCACAUACAGUUUUCUGGUCUAUGCAAAUUUUGAUGUGGUUUUGGAGGUGAAAGGUGCUCUGUUUUCAGAAGGGCUGUGUCAGGGUUUGCAGAACACCUGUUCCUUUACACCAGAUGGGCAUCCAAACAUUUUAGGCACAUGUCUGAAUUCUGAUAUGUGUUUUUUUCUUGCCUGUUUUCCAUACUCAGGUGUUGCAGUUCUUUCCUCAUGUGUUUAUUGCCAGGGUACCAAUGUCUUGUGCUGUCAUACUCUGGGUAUGGUUAAAAGACAAAGCCUACAUCUUUUCAGUGGUGUGGAUCCUCAUCACUAGUAUGAAAUGACAGCUUUUUCCCUUUUCAUUACGGUGAUGUCAGCAAAACAUUGGAGUCAGUUAGAUGAAAUGCUGUGAAAAUGAUUAAGGGAUGGGACUGUUUGUCAAAAGGGAGAGACUGAGAGAGCUGGGAUUGUUCAGUGUCAAAAGGAGAAGGCUUGGGCAGAUCUUCUCAAUCUGUAUAAAUAUGUGGUGGAAUGGAGUAAAGAAAGCAGAGCCAAGCUCUUCUCAUGGCGUCCCGUGACAGAACAAGAGGCAAUGGGCACCAGCAGGAAGAAAUAACAUUUAAAUAUUACAAAGAGCAAACAAACUUGUUACUAAAGGAGCAGUCAAACACUGGAACAUGUUCUUAGAGGUGUUACGGAGUCUCUGUCCUUCAACAUCCGAGUGAGCUGUGGUGCUGGGCACGCUGCAGUAGCUGACCCUGCCUGAGCAAGGGAGCUGGGCUUGAAGAUCUCCAGAGGCCCCUUCCAAACUUAACUGUCCUGUGAUUCCUGGCAAGUCCAGUGUUGACAAAAGCUGGUCAUGGGUUGCUGUUCUUGGGUCACCUUCUAAUUUUGCUUGGGAUCUCUAAGUGCAGAUUCCUUGCAGUGGCAGGUUACCUGGGCUUCUGAUAAGCAGACAAGGUUUCAUCGACCAGCUUUGAGAGAGACAAGAAAAAGGCUACUCUGUGGUACCAUGUUAAUACUUGGGUUAUAAAGUACAGCUAGCACCCUCUGGAGUUAUUCCCUAUUUCACAUUCACAUGUUCUUUAGAGCUGAAGUGACUGCCUCAAACUUACCUAUGUACUUUUGAAAUGUCUAUAGCACAGUUUUUUUAUUCUUUCCUUCUAUGAUGUUUACCCCAGCCUGGUAAAAGAAAACCUGUCAAAGCACAACUCAGAAAAGAUGUGCUAGAAGAGCCAAAUCCUGGAAGUGAGGAAAGGGCCCUCAUUGAUCUUUGGUUUAAAAAUAUCCUUGUAAAGGGCAAAAUGUGAAAACUUUUAUCUGAAAAUGUAGAAAGUAGCAUAGGAC
Molecule: messenger RNA, 5783 nt
Organism: Pezoporus flaviventris
Lineage: Eukaryota; Metazoa; Chordata; Aves; Psittaciformes; Psittacidae
Gene: DAPK2
Product: death associated protein kinase 2
Exons: 10
Coding region: 155-1633 (492 amino acids)
Biological process (GO): protein phosphorylation; intracellular signal transduction; positive regulation of apoptotic process
Cellular component (GO): nucleus; cytoplasm
Molecular function (GO): protein serine/threonine kinase activity; ATP binding
Source: RefSeq, a predicted model, not a curated record